AUGAAUCUCUCACUCAUUGAUCCAUUUGUCCUGGCGCAAGAAUACCCAGAUACCUUAACUGAGAAACUGAUCAGCGGCCAUUCGACAUGUUUAAGCUUCAACCACAAGGGCGAUUAUCUUGCCUCUGGACGAGCGGAUGGCACAGUGGUGAUCUUUGACAUUGAGACCAAUGGUGUCGCGCGCAAAUUGAAAGGCCACACGCGACAAAUCCAGUCUCUCAGCUGGUCUCGCGAUGGUCGCUACCUUCUUACCUCCUCCCAAGACUGGAAAUGUAUCCUCUGGGAUCUCAAAGACGGCUCCCGAGUCCGCACAGUCCGAUUCGAGGCACCAGUCUACAUCGCCGAGCUACACCCAUUCAACCAACCAACCAGUACUGGUAGACGUCUCCGACACAAAACCAAUCAAACGAAUCCUCCCCUCCGCCCCCUCAGACCGCAAGCCCCAAGCGGCGAAGAAGUUGACCCGGCCGUAGCCGCGAAACAAGCAGCGCAAGACGCUAAACACUCGACAUGCGUAACCAUCUUCACAGCAUUCGGCAACCACAUAAUCGCCGGCACCUCGAAAGGCUGGAUCAACAUAAUCGAAACCCAAACCUGCACAACAAUCCACUCAAUGCGCCUCUGCAACGGUGUCGUCAUCCUCCUCCGACUAGCCAGCAACGGACGCGACCUCCUGGUCAACAGCUCGGACCGAGUAAUCCGCACAGUGAUAAUGCCCGACCUCUCACAGCUGGGUAUCGAUCUGGAACCAUCCGCGAUCAAACUGCACGUUGAGCACAAGUUCCAAGACGUGGUCAACCGACUCAGCUGGAACCACGUCACAUUCUCAUCUACGGGCGAGUUCGUCACCGCGACAACAUUCAUGAACCCUGAUAUAUACGUGUGGGAACGCAGUCACGGGUCACUCGUCAAGAUCUUGGAAGGACCACGGGAGGAACUCGGCGUUGUGGAAUGGCACCCCGGCAGACCGAUGGUUGUGGCAUGCGGACUGGAGACCGGGUGCAUCUACACAUGGUCAAUCGUUUCGCCGCAGAAAUGGUCCGCGCUGGCGCCCGAUUUCGGCGAAGUCGAGGAGAACGUUGAGUACAUGGAAGCAGAGGAUGAGUUCGAUGUUCACCCAGCUGAGCAGGUGCAUCAGCGCCGGCUAGAUCAAGAGGAUGAGGUGCCGGAUGCUAUAACGCUUGAUGUGGUGAAGGGGGAGGGAGAUGCUGAUGGCGUUGAGUCGUUUAUACUUCCUGUCUUGAUGGACAUUGAGGACAGUGAUUCUGGUGAGGAAGUUGUUGCUGUUGGGCCCGGAACUAUGCGACGCAGGACGUCUGGAGCUGGCAAUGCCAAUGCCAAUGGCAAUGGCAAUGGGGAUGCGGAUAAGCCUGCGGCUAAUUCGACUUCGAAGGGUACUACCAGGAGUCGCCGCCGAUAG
Penicillium verrucosum is the source of this 1419-nucleotide messenger RNA. RefSeq names its product Set1-mediated histone H3-K4 methylation subunit Swd1. Gene Ontology annotation, cellular component: Set1C/COMPASS complex. Gene Ontology annotation, molecular function: protein binding. The coding region runs from base 1 to 1419 and encodes 472 amino acids. The record is from RefSeq and is a predicted model, not a curated record. The transcript is spliced from 5 exons. NCBI's taxonomy places the organism in Eukaryota, Fungi, Ascomycota, Eurotiomycetes, Eurotiales, Aspergillaceae.